Messenger RNA from Morchella importuna, 324 nucleotides. RefSeq lists its product as uncharacterized. The record is from RefSeq and is a predicted model, not a curated record. The transcript has a single exon. NCBI's taxonomy places the organism in Eukaryota, Fungi, Ascomycota, Pezizomycetes, Pezizales, Morchellaceae. Bases 1 to 324 code for a protein of 107 amino acids.
AUGGGGUUCAAAAGGUUGGAGACGGUACUCACCGAGAUACCGCCAAGAUUAGAUCAUGCCUAUGAGCGAGAUCUCCAGACGAUUCUGGAAAAGGAAAAAUACCAUCAAGAUCAAGUGAUUGUAAUCUUUCGUCUGGUACUCUUCUCCCUGCGGCCUCUGUCUGUCAAGGAAUUGCUUCGUGCCCUUGAAAUCAACGACUACCAAGAGGAUAUCGAUGGGACAACAAGCGGCUUCAAGGAGGAGGCCAUUCCUGCCAUAGAUAUUGACGUAGAAGAUAAGUUAGCUGCACUUCUGGAGAGAUGCGGCUCACUUCUCGGGGUUUGA